AUUAAAUUACAAAGUGGUGUGAACGGUAUAACCACUAUUCUAUUUGUUAUAAUGAAAAACAUAUUGUUCCUAAAUAUAUUUUCCAAAAAAUGUUUAUUAGUUAUUAGAUACUCUGACCGUGAACUAGUUUUAUAAACAAAUAUGGAGAAAAAGGAAGAUAUAAAUGCCAAUAAUCAAUUACUAAAGGACAAUGUUACGCAUCAAAAGCAGCCUUUAUUCCCGAGGGAAAUGGAAAGCGAACUAACAAGUUUUCGGGAGAAGUGGCAAAAGGAGUUGCAGUCGUCUCCAAUCAAUUCAAAAUUGAAAGUGCAAAAAAUUGGUGAUAGUAGGAAACAGCAAAGUCUAGAUGAGAAUGCCAAAUAUUUGUUUCUCAAGGGAAUCGAAAUGGAAAAAGCGGGGAAGUUAUAUGAGGCCAUUCAAUUUUACCGAAAAGCAAUUCAGAUUGUCCCUGAUAUUGAAUUUAAAUUAGACUAUAGGCCUAAACCAAAGGUUCAAAACAGCAAAAUUGAAUUUGCCAAUGAACUGGAGACCAGUUCUCAAACAGAUAAAGAUUCCGAUAGUGACAUUGCCGAAGACGAAAUUUUGCCAACUAUCCACAAAAAAGUGGCCAAAACUGGCCUGUUAUGCACUUUCAAAUUUGGGCAGGCAGGAACUCAUAUGUCAGCACUACCUAUGGAAAUUAUUUUAUAUAUACUUCGCUGGAUUGUAACCAGUGAUCUGGAUUUGAGAUCAUUGGAAAUGUUCGGGAUGGUCUGUAGAGGUUUUUAUGUAUGUUCCCGAGAUUCGGAACUUUGGCGACUAUGUUGCCUAAGGGUCUGGGCUUUAAACUGUGGUUCCACACCAGGGAAUUACGGCACAUGGCGAAAUAUGUUUAUAGAAAGGUCAAGAGUUCAGUACAAUGGUUGUUAUAUAAGCAAAACUACUUAUAUUAGGUCAGGAGAAAAUAAUUUUCAAGAUCAAUUUUCCAGGCCUUGGCAUUUGGUGGCCUAUUAUCGUUAUUUGAGGUUUUUCCCAGACGGCAAAGUACUCAUGUUAACAUCUCCGGAUGAACCAGUACAAUGCAUUGGUCAGAUGAAGAGUCGGAAUCCAAAGCAGCCUGUAAUGAUAGGUUACUAUAGAAUGAUAGAUGACAAAGUUACUCUAGUAGUGCAAAGGCAAGAGACCGACGCAAAAUCAGUUCCAGGCGGCUUUAAAAGAAAUAAACGGAGAGAUGUGCCGGACUCCCCUGAACAAACUUUUCAUAUGGAACUCCAAGUCAUGAAUUAUCGAAAACGGCGUCAUGUGAAGCUUGUAUGGAACUACUAUUCAGUAUUCACCAAAACAAAGCGAGGUGACGAAUCAACAUGCAAUUUCGAAUUGAUUGGAAAUCGUUUUCCACCUUUUUUGUUCUCCAGAGUCAAAAGUUUUACAGCAGAGUCUGAGCAGAUUUUAAUGUAA
This is a messenger RNA of Cylas formicarius (sweet potato weevil), 1437 nucleotides long. Its product is annotated as F-box only protein 9. Gene Ontology annotation, biological process: SCF-dependent proteasomal ubiquitin-dependent protein catabolic process. NCBI's taxonomy places the organism in Eukaryota, Metazoa, Arthropoda, Insecta, Coleoptera, Brentidae. Gene Ontology annotation, molecular function: protein binding. Gene Ontology annotation, cellular component: SCF ubiquitin ligase complex. The transcript has 8 exons. Bases 142 to 1437 code for a protein of 431 amino acids. The record is from RefSeq and is a predicted model, not a curated record.